Messenger RNA from Ornithodoros turicata, 1158 nucleotides. Its product is annotated as retinol dehydrogenase 14-like. Lineage: Eukaryota; Metazoa; Arthropoda; Arachnida; Ixodida; Argasidae. Bases 9 to 1052 code for a protein of 347 amino acids. The record is from RefSeq and is a predicted model, not a curated record. The transcript has a single exon.
AUGGCGUUAUGUUCCAAGCAGAAGCAGAAACUGCGAUCGCAACGCUUGGAGCAGUUGUGCAGGUAACACAGGCGAUGGGAAUUAAAAGUGUUGGACUCUGCGUCGUAGUUGGGAUCAUAACUUGUUACGUUAUCCGGCGAUGGCGAGUAAGGACGUGGGGAAGAUGUCGAAGCAAGAAAUCCAUGAUAGGAAAGACUGUCAUCAUCACAGGCGCCAAUAGCGGCUUGGGAAAAGCAACUGCAGCGGAGCUUGCCCUGCGUGGAGCCAAAGUCAUUCUAGCGUGUCGGGACAUCAGCGGUGGCUUGGCCGCUGCCACAGAAAUUCGAUAUAAGACAUCAGCCGACACUGUUGUUGUACGAUACCUGGACUUGUCCUCUUUCGCGUCCAUUCGUUCCUUCGUCAACAACAUUCUUAAGACUGAGAUGCACAUUGAUGCGCUGGUGAAUAAUGCCGGCGUUUUCCAGUGCCCGUACGCAACUACUAAAGAAGGUUACGAACUUCAAAUCGGUGUAAAUCAUCUGGGCCAUUUCCUGUUGACAAAUCUGCUUCUUCAACGGCUCAAAAAUUCCCAACCGAGCCGCGUCGUUGUGGUCACGUCUCACCUCUACAGGAAGGGGAACAUCAAAGCACCCGACCUUGUCAUGAAAGAACAUGAGUACAACAAGAAGAAGGCAUACGUGAACAGCAAGCUGGCGAACGUUCUAUUUGCCAGGGAACUUAGCCGUCGCCUCAAAGGAAGCGGGGUUCGUGUCUACGCAGUGAGCCCCGGGAUGGUUUACACGAAUUUAGGCAGGCAUCGUAAGCUGCCAUGGUACCUGGUGGUGCUUUUGCUGCCUUUCGCUUUGUUUGCAGUGCGUACUCCUGAUCAGGGAUGCCAAUCAAUUGUAGACUGCGUAGUGAACGAGGAAUAUGAACAACAUACUGGAAAAUAUUACAGAAACUGCAAGCCAGAAAAAUGGGAACCGAUCGCGUUGGAUGACGACCUUGCUCUCAAAGUGUGGACAGCGAGCGAAUCGCUGACCGGCGUGCUGUCCGCCGAAACUCUUGGAUAGUGUAAUAUAAAACGUAUUUUUCAGGGCCAAAUACAUGGGAUGUCGACUGGAUAGUGUUGCUAAGGUGGUGUUCUAUAUCUAGUGAAUAAAAUAUGAUUGAAAAUGG